AGAGGGAGAUAAAGCUCAGCAGCUGCUUUGUGUGCACACUCAGCCUGCAGACUCCUCCUCGCUGCCUCCCCUUUCUCCUGGAGCUCCCGCCCCCUUCCCCUCUCUCCCUCUCCAGCAGUAGGUACAUGUCGGAGAGCGACAGCAAGGAAAACAGUUCAGGGCAUGAGCCAAAGGCGCACACACCCACCAGUCGAGACUGCAUAAUUCAACGGAUCCUCUGCUCUACGCUUGUCUGGGGUACGGCACACACUCUCACAGCAGCUCACAUAGAUUAACUUCCAGGAAAGGUCCUGCACUCUCACGUUUAGUCACUUCAGCGGGCUGAAGUAGAGGCACUUGCACAGCUAAGCCAGUGACUCACCCCGUCUGCACCUCUUGCUGAGCCAGAAUCACUAUGGAAACCCCAGGCCAAAUGCGAACCACUCGCACCACCACCACCACCACAAUCUCUCCAGCCCGCAUCACCCGACUGCAGGAGAAAGAGGAGCUGGGCAACCUCAAUGACCGGCUGGCGCAGUACAUUGACAAGGUGCGCACCCUGGAGCUGGAGAAUGCCGCGCUGCGGGUGCGCGUCACUGAGUCCGAGACCUCGAUCGAGCGGAGUCAGUCGGGUAUGAGGGCGGCCUAUGAGACGGAGCUGGCCGACGCCCGCAAGACCCUGGACCAGGUGGCCAAGGAGCGAGCACGCCUGCAGCUGGAGCUGGGCAAGAUCAGGGAGGAGCACCAGGAGCUCAAAGCCAGAAACUCUAAGAAGGAGUCGGAGCUGGAGGCCGCUCUGGUCAGGCUGAGGGACCUGGAGGCCCUGCUCAACUCUAAAGAUGCUUCCCUCAACACUGCCCUGGGGGAGAAGCGAAGCCUGGAGGUGGAGGUGAAGGACCUCAAAGCCCAGCUGGCAAAGCUGGACGGCAGCUUAGCUGAUACCAGGAGGCAACUGCAGGAUGAGAUGCUGAGGCGAGUGGAUGCAGAGAACCGCCUGCAGACCCUGAAGGAGGAGCUGGAGUUCCAGAAGAACGUCCACAACGAGGAGCUGUCUGAGACCAGGCGCCGGUUCGAGAGUGAGACGGUGGAGAUCGACAGCGGGCGGCAGCUGGAGUUUGACCACAAGCUGGCCGAGGCUCUUGCUGAGAUGAGAGCCCAGCAUGAAGACCAGGUCCGUCUCUACAAGGACGAACUGGAGAAGACCUACAACGCCAAGCUGGAAGACGCCCGUAAGUCUGCCGACAGGAACAGCCACCUGGUGGGAGCUGCCCAUGAAGAGCUGCAUCAGAGCCGGGUUCGACUGGAGGGCAUGUCGGCUCAGCUCAGCCAGCUGCAGAAACAGCUGUCGGCCAGCGAGGCCAAGGUUCGGGAGCUGGAGGAGACGAUGUCACGGGAGCGGGACACGAUGUGGCGACGACUGGAGGGUAAAGAGCGGGAGAUGGCCGAGAUCCGAGCCCGCAUGCAGCAGCAGCUGGACGAGUACCAGGAGCUGCUUGACAUCAAACUGGCUCUGGACAUGGAGAUCAGUGCUUACAGGAAGCUGCUGGAGGGCGAGGAGGAGAGGCUGCACCUGACUCCCAGCCCGACGCCCAUCAAAGUCACCGUGACUCGGACCUCUGGCUCGACCAUCGGCCACACAAGCCGCCUGCUGCAGUCCUCCAGUGCCGGUUCGACCAACGGCCAAUCCAGCCGCCAGGUGCAGUCCAGCGCCACUGCCUCCAGCAGCCGCAACUCCUCCGGCAAGAGCGUGAGUAAGAAGCGCCGCCUCAACGACAACGACAGCGAGACGUCCAGCAUGGCGGGGGGCACCGUGACCAAGACUCGUAUCAGCCAGCAGGCCUCGGCCAGCGGGCGAAUCACCGUGGACGAGAUCGACAUGGAGGGAAAGUAUGUCCGUCUGAGCAACAAGGCUGACGAGGACCAAUUGCUGAGCAACUGGCAGGUGAAGAAACAGGUCGGGAAUGCCACCCCCAUUGUCUACAAGUUUCCCCCGAAGUUCACUCUGAAGGCUGGAGGCACUGUGACUAUCUGGGCUGCGUCUGGCGGUGGAACCCACAACCCUCCGACUGACCUGGUGUGGAAGAGCCAGAACUCCUGGGGCACCGGCGACCAAGUGCAGACCAUCCUCAUCAGUGCCAGCGGAGAGGAAAUGGCCAUGAGGAAAGUGACGCGCACCCUGUUCCAAGACGACGAUGAUGAUGAAGACAUGGGAGCUCACAGCACGAGCUGCGUAGAGAACGAGUACAACCUGCGCAGCCGCACGGUCAUCUGCGACCACUGCGGGCAGCCGGAGCGCACCGGUGGUUUACCUGAAGGCCUCCUGGGGCAUUGCUCCUUCAUGGGCAACAACGAACCCAGACAGGGCCGUAUGAAGCCGGAGAACUGCUCCAUCAUGUAAAAACCAGACAGCACCUCCUCACCCGAACCCACCUCCUCCUGUCUCCCACACAGGAGAAACACUUUUCUACCACCUUUAUUUUUUUAUACGACAGUGUCUUGUUUUGUAUUCAAUGUGUAGGUUAGUUGCUUCCAGGUUUCGGCAGAGGGCACAGGAUUUUCAUACUCGGCUUUCGUAUAUCCAGCUUAUGUUACUGCAUGUGCGCUGACGCUCGUACUGUACGCCGCUCUGCUUGCACUCUCUCACAAACACAUUGAGCACUCCAUUGACCAGCGCUCGCGCUUUAACCGAGCCGGGGUUUCACAUUUAAUGGCCUGGCUGUCAACACUCAACACGCACACCUAGUGAACCCUGUCAGGAACACAGCCAUACAGCCGAGAGCAGAGGAUGAAUCCUGCAGGGCUCGAUAAUCAGACGCUUCUCCUCACAAGUAGGGUUUACAAUUAGAAUAGAACGAGGAGCAGUAUUUACAUUCUACAGCAAAGUGUCCAAAGAAAACCCAAAGAAUGAAAUCUCAGGUUUUUUCUUACCGCAGCCUUAAAUUUCUGUUUUUUGUUUUUUUUUGUGGGAUUUAGAUGAUGCUGUCAGGCAGCUGUGACACACUCAGAGAAAAUAAUUAUUUAGAUGAAUAUAUUUUCAGCUCGCCCCAGAGUAAUGUAUUUGGUUAUAUUUUCGAGAAUAUAUGCAAAUAGAAUUAUUGUGCUGGAUAAUAAUAAUUAAUGAAGUGCUUCUUUAUAGAAUUAGUUUUGUCACUGAGGACGUAUCAGGAAUGUUUUUGCUGAUAAAUAUGAUGCAUAUAUAGAUGUUGAAUUUGCAGGAUUUCUCAUCUAAUUCCUCUAAUUCAAGACUAUUCUAAUAGAGACGCGUUAUCGCUGCAAUAGGAGAACAGCUUUUUACGGGUUAAAUUUACAGAUGUGCCUUCAGAGGACAGAGAAAGCAUCACAUGCCUCGAAUCGCCGUCCUCCGAUUUGUGUUGCUCCUAAAAACUGGUCAUAAAGGCUUUUGUCUUUCUUUCCGCUCAGCUUUUCUGCCAUUAUUUUGGGGUCUAAGCAGGACUGUGGGGUUUGUACGACUUUGUGACUUCGGCUUCACGCGCUGCUUUUAUCGAGGACCUCGCCAGCUAUGCACAGCAGGUAGAUUUGUACUGUAGUCUGGCAGCUUCAGCCAUUUAUACUCCAGUGAAACGCAUAUCAAAGCAUUUACUGAAAUACUUGAUAGCUGAUGGUUUUUUUUGUUGGUUUUUUUUUGUUGGUUGCGAUUAUACCUAAUAUAUGGCAUUUCGGCCAAGUUAGAUUGGACUUUUUUGCCUUGAGCAGUUUUCACAUUAUGAUACCAAAGUGCCUUUAAAAGUCAGUGAUAAACGGGAGAUAAACAGCCUGUUUGGCCUCUGUGACACUGAUUUAUCUAAUAUCUCAAUUGCAGUAUAUAAUUAUUGUGCAAUAUAUGCACAACUGAAUCCUCCCACUCAGAACAGUUACAGGGUGUGUGCAGGGUGUUUCACAGGCCUGUCUGACUUAUUAUAAACUACAACACUGCAGAAAAUACUCACAAACUCCUGCUAAAACUACAGAUGUGCAGACUGUCUAAGGCCUUUGUAAACUCCUAAGCCCUCCCUGUUUUUAGUCUUGGUGGAGGUCUCAUGAAUCAUUUGAAGGACGUCACCCAAAGCCAUUGAUACCAAAGCUGUAAAAAAAUAUAGAUAAUUUUUUUGGUCAAAUUAUGAUGCUAUUCACAUUAUGAAAAAAGCCAUGCAUUGAGUUGAUGUAAUAGUUCUUUUUCUAAAAUAAUGCUGAGUAAAACUUAUUUUUUCCAAUGA
This is a messenger RNA of Amphiprion ocellaris (clown anemonefish), 4193 nucleotides long. Its product is annotated as lamin A. NCBI's taxonomy places the organism in Eukaryota, Metazoa, Chordata, Actinopteri, Pomacentridae. The record is from RefSeq and is a predicted model, not a curated record. Bases 395 to 2377 code for a protein of 660 amino acids. The transcript has 13 exons.